Molecule: messenger RNA, 717 nt
Organism: Capsella rubella
Lineage: Eukaryota; Viridiplantae; Streptophyta; Magnoliopsida; Brassicales; Brassicaceae
Product: eukaryotic translation initiation factor 1A
Exons: 2
Coding region: 129-566 (145 amino acids)
Biological process (GO): translational initiation
Cellular component (GO): cytoplasm
Molecular function (GO): translation initiation factor activity; RNA binding
Source: RefSeq, a predicted model, not a curated record
CGACAAAACUUUUCGCAGCCGCAAGCUACAAAACUUUUGAUCCCCAAAUUUCAACAGAUUUGUGAAUCUAUCGCUACAAAGACUUCUCUAGCUCAAUCACAGAUUUUGAAUCGUUCCUUAGUGAUACCAUGCCGAAGAACAAGGGAAAGGGAGGAAAGAACAGGAAGAGAGGAAAGAACGAAGCGGAUGACGAGAAGAGAGAGCUUAUAUUCAAGGAAGAUGGACAAGAAUACGCGCAAGUCCUUCGUAUGCUUGGUAAUGGGAGAUGUGAAGCUAUGUGUAUCGAUGGAACCAAACGUCUUUGCCAUAUCCGUGGUAAGAUGCACAAGAAGGUUUGGAUUGCGGCAGGUGAUAUUGUUCUUGUUGGUCUGAGGGAUUACCAAGAUGACAAAGCCGAUGUUAUCCUCAAGUACAUGUCUGAUGAGGCUAGGCUUCUCAAGGCUUAUGGUGAGCUUCCAGACAACACCCGUCUCAACGAAGGAAUUGUUGGUGAUCUUGAUGAAGAUGAUGAUAAUGCCGGUGAUGACUAUGUUGAGUUUGAGGACGAGGAUAUCGAUAGGAUCUAAGGCUUUGCUUGUGUUUUUCCGGCUUGUAUUUUCAAUUUGAGACAUAUGACACUUCUGAGUAUGGUGAUAAAACAUUACUGUUGUUGCAAGAUACUUACUGUUUUGUAUUUUGUUCUCCAAUAUCCUCUCUAUUGCUGGUUCACUUGUUCUU